Molecule: messenger RNA, 1912 nt
Organism: Neltuma alba
Lineage: Eukaryota; Viridiplantae; Streptophyta; Magnoliopsida; Fabales; Fabaceae
Exons: 2
Coding region: 1436-1618 (60 amino acids)
Source: RefSeq, a predicted model, not a curated record
AAUUAGCUCAAAGUUCAAAAUGGAAAUACCUCCCCACAACUUCAAGACACUUUUCAAUUUACUUUUCAUAACUUCAAAAGUUGACUAAAAAUCUGCUUAUAAUUCUUCUGUUCCCUUCUGCUUUCACACCCGGGGCACUGCCUGUUUCUGCAAACCUAGACGACAAAAAGUGCAUCCAAUUUAUCAUGUCGAGAGGCAAAUGCCUUGUUGUUGUAGUAAAGAGUGUCAUUAGAAAUGAUGAUAAAGCCACCUAUCAAUUCAACAUUUCCAUGCUACCGUCCAAAUUAGGCAACAUCUUAUGUAUUUACAUAUAGUUCUUGAAGCUUGUGCUGCCGAGACACUUGAUCUCUAAUGAUCGUUCUGUAAACUUUCUGCGAUGUACCUGGUGUUGCAAAAAGUCUGCCAUAGCAUGCUAUAGAUAAUCAUGAUAUGGAUUGUAUUUGUGUGGGUAUAUAUGAAUUACAGCCUGUGGUUUUAAUACUAUGAGAAUGAUAAAGUAGAAUAUAUUGUGCUAUUUAAGACUUCCUUGAGAAGUUGGAACGUGGAAAGUGACAACUAAUAUUCUAUGUGCCUUGAGAACAUUGUAUUUACGUAUUUGAACCUUAAUACAAUAGUUUCUGUUUUCUCUUUUGUGUUAUUUUUGGUCAAUAUAUCAUUUGAUGUUAUGUAACUGAAAGAGUGCUUUGAGCAGGCAGAAGUGAAUAAGUUUUAUUGCAUGGUACUCUAUUAGACUAUAUUCCCUCAAAGCGCACACGUCUCUAUAUCUUCCCCCCCAGCAUCACUUUGUCCAUGCAGAUAUACAGAUCGUAGGGUAGGGGCUUAAUUAUUUCUUUCUUUCUUUCUUUCUUCUUUUUUCAAUUCGUACUUUGCAUUUUCCAAUGUGAUCUAAUUAUCCACUUUAUAUUUAGGAAAACUCUUACAUGCUAUUAAUGAAAAGUUGCACGCGAUGUCGAUUGGAGGCUGUAAGAUAUAAAUAUAAUCAUGUGUGUGUGUGUGUGGAUGAUUAGCCACUGAUUAAUUCCAGACUUUGUUGUUUGUCUUGCAAUUCUUUUCAUAAAUUGGUAUUCUUAGAGCAAAAGGCUUGUCAGAGCUUCGAGACACAUGCUUAGUCAUGGAAAUGAUGCUCCAAUCAAGUUAGUAAUUCUGAUCUUUAUAAUUUUUGUUCAUUCCUGCCUGGUCUAGUUAUGGACUAUUAGGAGCCCACUUAAGAAGCUGACAGAACCAAAACAAGGCCACAACGAGGAAAUAACACACGGCAAUGAAGAAGACCAGCCUACAGAGUCUAACUGACAAAUUGAUGAUAUAGGAAAUAUCAAGGUCAGGCGAAGCUGAUACAGAAGAGGACAAGAAAUCAGACCAGCAAACUCAAGCGAUUUUGAAGAACUGUCUCUAACUGCACAAAUUUGGGGUCCAGCCAAACACUGAAGCAGCCACGAUGGGCAUAAUCAGAAGUUGCUUCUCUUUCAUAGCAGGGACGGUCUGUGGGGUUUACUUGGCUCAGAACUAUAAAGUUCCAAAUAUCAAGAAGCUUGCUGACACUGCCAUGGUCAUGGCCAAGCACGUUGAGGAGCAAUAUCGCAAACCUAAGAAGGGUAAAGAUGACGACAACUAUGAUUAGUGCCUGUGAGAUGCCACAUCAGAAUCAGAUUCUUGCUUUUUUUUUGUUUUUCUUUCAGUCCUGGAUUAUAUAGGAUCAAACGUGUUAAUGACAAAUUAUCGAGAAACACGAGUUAUUCAAUUCUUGUUAUAGAAGUGUUUUGAGCAUUAAAAUUGCUUGCUUUGGAUUUUGUAACAAGAGAAAGAAGUUGGUCAAUGCCUUUCAUGGAUAGGAGAGAACUUGACGGAGCUGGAAAUUUUAUCUUACGAAUGAGUGGAAAUGGAAAUGUAUCAUUCCAUCUUUCAGACUUGACUA